GCGGACAGUCAAGUUUCGCUCUGAAUGAAAUUUUGUACUUUUUUGCAUAUUUCCACGUUUCCAAUAUUUAUGUGCAGAUAAACAUGCCACUUUCCUAAUAGAGAGUUCAGCUGAGAUAUUUUGCAAUAAUGGAAGUGGACGAGGAUCAUGUCCAAACGCUGUUAAGCAUGGGGUUUCCCAGUGAACUUGAUGUGAGGAAAGCCUUGCGCCUAGCUAAAAACAGCCUCAAUGAUGCAGUUGCAAUUUUAACAAACGAUCAUCCGACACAAAGUUUUGAUACUUUAGAUGAUAUUGAAAUGAAAGAUAUAGCCAAGGGUUCAACAGUCCCAGUAUAUGGCCCAAACUUACCACCCUCCUAUGAGGAUGUUGAAACUGAGAAACAGCUUACUGAAGCAAUGGAUGACACAACUGCAGGAGAAGGAGCACAGGAAGAAAGUAACCCAUAUGAAUUUCCUGUGACUAAUUUAUACGAGCUUGAGGGUCGAGUCUUCGCUGAACAUUGGUCUAUACCGUACAAGAAAGAAGAAUCUUUAGGAAAAUGCCUGGUUGCUGCAGCAAACUUAGCAGAAGCAGGUUUGAUGGACAAUGAUGAGAAUUGUUCUAGAUUUGUAAAUAGAGUGAUGACAGAUUCCUUCCAGAAGUUGAUGAAUUCUAAUGCGGUACAUCGUUGGAACACAGAGAUACAGGAGGGUAUCUACAAUAUGUUGCAGUUAUUGAUAGACCUUGUAGCGGCCAGACUUCAGCAUCAACCUGUUCAUUUACAUCUCAUGGAUCUUCUAGCAAUGGCCUUCAACCCAGAGACGGAGUUUCAUUACAAGAACAAAAGUCGACGAGAUCGCACUGCCUGGGAGGAGAAGUUUGAGGGUGGGGUACCAUAUUCUAAAGUUGAGAAUAGCAAUUUCAAAGACCCACAUGGAUGGCUGACCUUUCUUAUAAACAGGUUUGCAAUGAAGGGAGGGUUUGAUCAUAUUAAGAAGAUUUUGGAGACGGAGGAACUUGAUGCUCCUUCUAUAGCAGCAUUACUCAGAUCUCUAGGUGUGUGUGCAGAGUUCCUGGAUAAGGAGAUAAUGAAAUCACUACUGACAAAUGGAAUGGAAUUGUCGAUCAAAUAUGUGCAAAAUCUUGCUGAAAAAGACUUCAAAGAGAAGAAAGUGGGCAGUGUAUCUGAUCUGCUGGCAUCUAUGAAGUUGUUGUGUAUGAAUAUAUGGCCAAAUGAUGUAGAGGCCUUGGAUGAAUUACGACUAGAUAUUGCAUUACGUAUGCUGAAGUCUCCACACUUCAAUGCUAAAAUGAAUUCCCUGAAAGAGGUGACAAAGCUGAUUGAAGAUUCCACAAGUACAAAGAAUCCUCGUCAGAAAACUGCCAUUCCAGCCAAUAAGAUACAGGACUGGUUAGUGGAAAAUAAAGUACUGUCCAUAGCAUUGGAAGGGAACAUAGAUCAAGCUCAAUACUGUGAUAAGAUUAAAGGUAUUGUAGAUUUUCUGGGAACAGAUCUCUCUUCAGAUGAACUCACAAUGAUCUGGAAAAUGCAGUUAUCUCAGACAAACAAUGUGAUAGACAACAUCCAUUCUAUCAUUGCUGCUGCUGCUGUGAAGUUUGAUCCAAACCAACUAGAACAUCUCCUUCUCCUUAUACAGAAAAAAUGGCAAGAAGAGAAUGACAAAUCACGAGAGAAACUUCUCAGUCUCAUUGGCAAAAUAGGCAGAGAUGCAAAAAUACCCAAAACUACAAAUCAGGUUUUACAGCUACUAUGGGACUUGUCCCAUCUACCUGCAUUGUCUACACAUCUGAUAGAGCUGGCUCUAGAGGAACAUUUAGCAAUACUUAAUGACUCAUACAUUGUCAAAGAUCAGGUGAAGAGAAACUAUGUCUCCAAAUGUGUGGAAGAUAUUAAAAAGGGUGUUUGUGUUCUACCAACAUUGAAACAACUUCAUCAGCUGAGCAAAAACAUUCUCAAACACAGCUUUAAACAAGACAAGGGUAUAUUGCAUGAACUAAACAAGAACUUUGACAUCAUUAAACUUGUGACACAGAGCCUUGUAAAGUGUCAUAAACAAGCAGUGAACAGUGUAGGAGAAGGUCAGCUAGAUCAGAACACACUGGUGGACAGUAGAUACCCGCACUCAGACUAUGUGACAUCACAUUUGUCAUUUCUGCAAUAUGUUUUGCAAGAGGGUGUACUGUAUUUGCCGUGGAAUCGUGCAAGAGAAAUCUGGUCUGCUCUCGUUGCAUCUGGAGAGGCUUGUACCUGGGAUAGAGAGACAUGUUAUGAAUGGUUCAGCAAAGGUUUGAUGGACCUGGAUAAUGAGACACAGACCAAACUCUUCCAGAAUGAACUCCUUAAACUAGACCCAGCCAAGAUCAGUGAGAAAGGGUUUGGCUGUUUUAAAACAUAUUUUGAGAAUGUGAACAAGAAUGAUCACAGACUAAAGGAGUCAGGGGGAUCUUUGGUUGUUGAGAAGACAGAAUUAAUGGGUCUAGAUUUUCUCUGGGAACUUUGCCUCAAUACUCCAGAUGAAACAAUAGCAGAUAGUGCAAUACAACUUCUCCUCAACAUGUCCUAUACAAACCUAGCAUCAAGACUGAAAAAGGACCCUGUGAAUUUACAUAAGAAGUUCAUCAAUGAAUGUCAGACAAGAUUGGAGAUGGCGAUGAUAGGUGCAAGUGGUACAGCUAUAUCACAGGCAGUUCUCAGUGCCACCAAAACACUGACAGCAGUGGUUGUUCCUGAAGUGGCAAAUAUAUCUGUCCCUUCAAAAUCAAUAAAGUUGUUGAACAUUGAGAGAUUACUGUGGAUUGCAGAGAUGUAUGUACUGAACGUCGAGGAGACCCAUGUGAGCCCCAGAACAAUUCUCCCUCAUGGUGCCUCAUUUCAAGGACAUCAGAUCAACCUUUUUAUAACCUGUGAUGCACCAAAACAAGAGUUCAUGCUUGUUUGUCACAGCAAUGAAACGCUGGGAAAUGUUAAAGUGAAGAUAGCCAAUCGUUUACGACAGAGUACAGAAAACAUACAAGUUGUUGCUCAAGAAAAGUUUGUCAGCAGUGUGCUGGGUAGUAACAAAGAUCAGAAGUUAUUACAUCAGUUAGACUUUGAAGACAAUCAGACGAUCCAAGUACGAAUGGUCACACCCUCCAGUACUGCAAGUACUUCACAGUCAAAAGAGGCACCAGGGACUCCAAUGUCAAAGCAGACAUUUGACCUUGAGCAAGAGAAGAUGUUGCCAGGGGUAAUUAUGGCGGCUGGAGGUCAAGUGUUUGACAUGUUGUAUCAACUCUCAGAACUUGAAGAGACAAAGAUAACAACGCGUGUAAGGAAGUUGUUAAUGCUGAUACCCACAGACCCCGCAGUCAUAGAUGCCCUAGAUUCUGUUUCAACAAGGCUACCAACACUUGGAUCAUCAGAUGAUCUCAGUCCAAGAUCGAGCCCCAGGAAGUCAACAGCAGCACCCAGUCCCAAACAGACACCUCAGGAAACACUUAAAACUCUUUUUGACUGUUCCAGUCAAGAUAUGUCAGCUUUCAGAGUAUUGUAUAACUUGGAGGUUUUAAGUAGCAAGUUAAUGCCAACAUCUCAGGACAUGGGUUCCAAAGUGAGUUCACAAGCAUUUUUUGAAGACUUUCUUGUAGCUGGAGGUCUGUCUACUGUAGUGAAUGUGCUACAGCCUGAGUCACUCCACCAGGACAUCAACUAUGUCACAAGACAGGGGUGUUACUCUGUUUGUCUGCAGCUUGCAAGAUACCUGCUGUGUGGUCAAACUGUGACAGGAGAUCUUGCCUUCACCCCAGCCAAAGAUGACACAAAGUUAACCAGUACAGGGUCAGCAGGGGCCACAGUGGUGCCGGCCACCCCACCUGUAGGGACCCCGGUGAUUACAUUAUCCCCUCUGACUGUUGAUACCCGUACUGCAGGCAGUCAUGCUGUUCAAACAAUGGGUGUUCAUGACUUUACUGAGACAGUUUCCUGUUUUAUGAGAGUUGCUUGGGCAGCUGCAGCAGGCAAGCUCCACCUUCUCAGUUCCCCUCAGCCAAUCAGAGAAAGUGCCACUGCCUAUAGUUGUGGGAGGCGGAGCAGACAAAGUAGUACAGGAUCUCAGGGUAGUACAGGCAGUGAGAGUGAUUGUCAGAGUUUACAUGGAGGAGUGUGUGUCAAACAGAACUUUAUUUCUACCAAAGAUUGCAACAUUGCCAAAGAGGCCUUAGAAAUUCUUGUAACAUGUCUUCAACUUCGCAGUGAACUCAUUGCUGCGUUCUACACUCUACCAUGUGUAAGUGAUUUCAUUAUUGACAUUUUGGUGGGUUGCUCACAGAGUGAUAUACGUAGUGCAGCAGCAGACCAGUUUUACCAGCUCAGUCAGUCCGAAGUUACACAUCUAGAAUCAUCCAGUAACCCACAAACACCCCACCAUUUUCUGCUACAAGUACUGCUGAAAGCUUACCUUCCAUUCUGGGUCUCAUCCUCAUCAACACGUGGAGCUAGUCAGAGGUUACUAAGUCAGUGUUCUCAGUACUUUGAUCUCAGAUGUAAAUUGUUAGAAAAUCUCUCAACUGUAGAUCAGAAGCAGUACCAGGUAGAUAUAUCUGGCAUGCUGGAGGACGAGGUCGCCUGGUUAUCUAACUUUGUACCGACAGAACAUCCUGACCUGAAGGAAACAGACAAUUUACUGUUAGCAGGACAUCUAAAAUUGAUCAAAACACUGUUCACGUGUGAGGAGAUCUGCAAGGAAGAAUAUGGAAAGUCAUUAGUUCAUGAUUUACUACAUGACUUUUUGUUCCCGGCUUCAAAGACAAUGAUGGACAGUAUGAAUGGAGGAACCAAUGACCUUCUUCUUUCUGAGUUCAAUCCUAAGUGCAAUAAAACAGAGUCAAGGAUAGCAGCAUAUGAAUUGAUCACUGAACUAGCAAAUGAAUCUCUGAGCAAUUUGAAAGAUGUCUGCAGUCAACUAAUAGAGAUGCAUCACCAACCUAAUAUUGACUGUGCCAAUGAAUGGGAGUAUUUACCGCCGGUUGAUGGUCGUGCAGGUUGCGGGUAUGUUGGUUUACGGAAUGGUGGUGCCACCUGCUAUAUGAACUCGGUGAUACAACAGCUGUACAUGGUACCUGGGAUACCUGAUGCUGUACUCAGUACUGAUGAUGAGGAUAUUGAUGAAGAUAGUGUUUACUACCAGAUACAGCAGGUGUUCGGCAACCUGAUGGACAGUCGGUUACAGUAUCAUGAACCAGAGAAGUUCUGGAAGGUGUUUAAGCUGUGGGGAGAUCCGGUUAACAUCAGAGAACAACAGGAUGCCUUUGAUUUCUUCCAAGCUCUUAUAGAUCAGAUAGAUGAACAACUCAAGAAAACUGGCAAAGAAGAAAUAUUCAAGAAAAAAUUUCAGGGGAUUUUCACUGAUCAAAAAAUCUGCAAAGAUUGUCCUCACAGGUAUGAGCGAGAAGAGACAUUCACAGCAUUGAACCUGACUGUAAAGAAUGCCACGUUACAGGAUUCCCUCGACCAGUUUGUCAAGGGAGAACUCUUAGAGGGAGAUAAUGCAUACUACUGUGAGAAAUGUGGUGAAAAGAGAAAUACAAUAAAGCGUAUGCAUAUCAAAUCAUUACCACCAACACUAUGUAUUCACCUUAAGAGAUUCGGAUAUGACUGGGAAGCAAAUAGAGCUCUCAAGUUUGAUGAUUAUUUUAAGUUUCCAUGGAUACUAGACAUGGAACCAUAUACAGCAGAAGGAAUGGCACGGAGAGAUGCCGAGUCUAAUAAAGAAACUGAAGAACCGGAGCAGCAAGUGAUGGAUUCUCGGUCCGGUGAGACUCCACCAAUGGAGAUAUCCAUCAGUGUUACUCCAGAAAACAAACAGAUCAACUACGAGUUAGUGGGUGUUGUUGUACACAGUGGACAGGCUAAUGCUGGACAUUAUUAUUCGUUUAUAAAGGAGAGACGGGGUACAGUAUUAAACAACAAUAACAAGGGAAAGUGGUUUAAGUUCAAUGAUACCAUUGUAGAAGAAUUUGAGAUGAGCGAUGCUGCAGUGGAGGCAGAAUGUUUUGGUGGAACAUACAAAGCUAAAGUUUAUGAGCAGUCAAAUUCUUACCCUGAGGAUCGCCUACGUUACUGGAAUGGUUACAUGUUGUUCUAUGAGAGGAUGGAGGAGAGUAUGACCCCAUUGUCAGCAAAGAAAAGUAAAAUUGUUACAAGAAAGUUGUGGCCUGAUGGUGUUCCGCAAUGCAGUAGUAAGCGGGACAGUUUUGUUGAGUUGACAGAAUUAGUGCAUAAAGGUGAAAGAAAAGGAAUCUUCAUGGAUAAAAUGCCUGCCAGUAUACAGCGGUUUAUACAUAGUGAAAAUCUCACCUUUAUAAAGAAUCGUGAUGUCUAUAAUGAAGAAUACUUCAGAUUUGUGAAAAACCUGGUUGCUGAAAACUCUAAUCACACGAAGCAUGCUGACUAUAGUGAUAUGUGUAUGGUAGCACUAAGACUGGCUGUGAAAUUUCUCUUCAAUACAUACUUCAGAACAAAGAAGAAAACAAGAGCAGAGUUAGAUGAAUGGAUAGAUGUUAUUGAGGUAGUUCUGUCCAGAUGUAAGGAGGCGUGUUUCUGGAUGGUAGAGUAUAUGGCGAGUGAAGAGGGUGCCAGCUAUAUCAGACCUUUUCUGUUGGAGUCUCCAAACACGGAUGUGAGAUUGUCGUUUGCUAAAAUCUUAGAGAGAAUGUUGUGUAGUUUCCUAUCAGAACAUGGAGGAUUGCCUACCCAUAAAUGUUUAGAUGAGAUAUUGGUGCAUUUGUUACAAAUGUUGAACAAAGAUGUGAUAGAUCAUUGCAAACACAGUGUACAGUAUUUCCUCGUUCUUAAAUGCUAUGUACAGAUGGGAACAAAGGCUUGUAUACAUAUGUUCAAGUUAAAUGGGUUCAAGAGUUUAGCCACAUUUUUGUUAGGGAAUCACUCAUUAUCAUCCUCAUCGUCAUCAUCGAUGGACCAAGAGUCGCCAAGUCGGCGCUGGAGCUCGAUUCAGUCUCGGGAAUUUGGACAUCUUCAUACCAUUCUUGCAACACUUAUACUCAACUGUGAUGUUAAAGCUUUCUGGACAAUAGAGCCUGAAAAUGCUAAAGUAAAGAAGCCAUUGACUGUCACACCUCAAACGUUCCUGAAAAUGUCAGCUGAUAUGGAGAGAUAUACAUAUGGUCAGGAAUCUAUGAGGUAUCUACGGGAGGUUGUAUCAGCCAUAAGAGAAGUUGGAAUGCCUCUGAAGUCUGUUGAAGACAUGUUACUGUAUUGUAGCUUUUGUAACGAGACAUUCAGCACUACACUGCUUAAACAGUUAAUGAUGCAGUAUAUGAAUGCACCAUCCAAUGAACUGAAACCUGUAUUUUCUAUUCUCACUGAUCUGUUGUUGUUAGAGGAUCCUCUGCAGUUAAAACGACUACAGUUGGUUAUAGAUGGGCAUGUAGAUGACCAUGGGCAACAGUUUGAAGGCCUGUUAGCUGUGAUAAGACUGAACCAUGUACAGGACAGUCGUCGAUCCUACUGGUGUAUAAAGUUCCUCGUCAACCUUGUUAACAAGUGUCCUCUAGUUAAAGAUGACUUGCAGCAAACCAAAUCAAAAUGGCAGUGGGCAGUCAACUGGCUGAAGAAAAAAAUGACAGAAUACAGUUACUGGAGUUCCAGCAGUACAGCCGCCUCAAAUGAAGAUUCUAACAGGAAGUCCUUCCAGAGAACCAUCAGUGCUCAGGAUACCCUGGCAGAAGCCACAGCUUUGCUCACAGAGCUGGAGAACUAUGCUGAUAUGGAUACCAAUGGGAACAGUGUUGCCUCCCCUACAGAGAGUGAUACUAUGGCAUCAGGAGAUGUGAGUCCAAGGAAUCAGCCGACAGAUAACCAGUCUGAUUCACAUAUGUCAACCGGGAACCAGUCAGAUACUCACAUGUCAAUUAUGGAGGAAGACAAGGGAGAUAAGUCUGGCAAAGAUACAGAUAACUCUUGAUUUACUCAGGGAUAAAAACUUCAUAAGAGUUACUUGGCAAAGGAGAAUGGAAAAUGAGAUAAGUCUUGUUUUAAAUGUUUUUUAAAGAAAACUCUUUCAGAAUGACAAAGGACAUUCAUAGUGUUGUGGUGAGAUACAGUUUCCUUAAUGAAAUUGAAGGUUUGGCAUUUUGACUGACUGAGUUGGAGUACACCAGCAAUCUGGUUUUAUAUUUUGUUAUUUACUAGAUUCUAAUGAAGGAUGUUAUAUUGAAUAUAUAUACUAAUAUGUAAUACAGCCAUAAUGUUGAAAUAUGAAAAGGUGAUUAAUGUUAUGUAUAAAGUGCUACUGUAAAUAGAUUAAUUUUAGACUAAACAUUGCUCAUAGCUCUACAUACAGUUCUAAAAAGAAUACCAUAGCAGGUAUGUUUGUAGUAUUUAAAGGAGAAGAGAGGUAACUCAUAUACUGCUGAGAAAGGGGAGGAAAUUCAGAUACUGGAAAAAGGGAUUACUCUUGAUAUUAUACAAAAUGAAAGAGAAGAUAAAGCUAAAUACUUUACAGAAGGAAAACAAAUGAUGCUAACUCUUUGAUAUAAUGGACUGAUUUACAAGGAAAAGCAAGUAGAACUCUUGGAAGUUACACAGCUUUAGCCAUAUACAGCACAAGGAAAAGCAAAUAUUACUCAUAAAUGUUGUGUAACUUUAGCCAUAUACAGCACAAGGAAUAGAACUAUUAAUUGGAAAUUGUGCAGCUGAAAUAUACAUUUUUGAAUAAAGAAGAACUCAGUUUAAAGUAUGUCAUAACAAGUGAAGAUGUUAUACCUGAUAAUAAUUUUGUAUUUAAUAAGAUUGUUCUCCAUUCUCUAGGUAUAGUUUUAAAGCUGAAGCAGAGAAAGUCUCCUUGUCUAACAGAAAUGGAAACUGUUUCUGAUAGUUCAACUAAGAAAAACUGUUUCAAAAAUGAUGUGGAAAUUCUACACAAUAUAGUCUUAAUUAUUGAACUUGGAUGCAAUGCUAUACGUCAUUUUAUGGGAAAUUCAUGAACUUUAAUUGAUCUGCCGUAUAGGGACAUAUUUGUAGUUUCUCACCGACACUGAGUUACUGUCUAAUUCACAAAUUCAUUCAUUUCUUGCAUUUUUAGCUCACCUGUCACAAAGUGACAAGGUGAGCUUUUGUGAUCGCGCAGUGUCCGUCGUCCGUCGUCCGUCUGUCCGUAAACUUUUUGCUUGUGACCACUCUAGAGGUCACAUUUUUCAUGGGAUCUUUAUGAAAAUUGGUCAGAAUGUUCAUCUUGAUGAUAUCUAGGUCAAGUUCGAAACUGGGUCACGUGCGGUCAAAAACUAGGUCAGUAGGUCUAAAAAUAGAAAAACCUUGUGACCACUCUAGAGGUCACAUUUUUCAUGGGAUCUUCAUGAAAGUUGGUCAGAAUGUUCAUCUUGAUGAUAUCUAGGCCAAGUUCAAAACUGGGUCACGUGCGGUCAAAAACUAGGUCAGUAGGUCUAAAAAUAGAAAAACCUUGUGACCACUCUAGAUGUCACAUUUUUCAUGGGAUCUUUAUGAAAGUUGGUCAGAAUGUUCAUCUUGAUGAUAUCUAGGUCAAGUUCGAAACUGGGUCACGUGCCUUCAAAAACAGGUCAGUAGGUCUAAAAAUAGAAAAACCUUGUGACCUCUCUAGAGGCCAUAUAUUUCAAAAGAUCUUCAUGAAAAUUGGUCAGAACGUUCACCUUGAUGAUAUCUAGGUCAAGUUCGAAACUCGGUCACGUGCCAUCAAAAACUAGGUCAGUAGGUCAAAUAAUAGAAAAACCUUGUGACCUCUCUAAAGGCCAUAUUUUUCAUGGGAUCUGUAUGAAAGUCGGUCAGAACAUUCACCUUGAUGAUAUCUAGGUCAAGUUCGAAACUGGGUCAGGUGCUGUCAAAAACUAGGUCAGUAGGUCUAAAAAUAGAAAAACCUUGUGACCUCUCUAGAGGCCAUAUAUUUCAUGACAUCUUCAUGAAAAUUGGUCAGAACGUUCACCUUGAUGAUAUCUAGGUCAAGUUCGAAAGUGGGUCACGUGCCAUCAAAAACUAGGUCAGUAGGUCAAAUAAUAGAAAAACCUUGUGACCACUCUAGAGGCCAUAUUUUUCAUGGGAUCUGUAUGAAAGUUAAU
Mercenaria mercenaria is the source of this 10086-nucleotide messenger RNA. RefSeq names its product ubiquitin carboxyl-terminal hydrolase 24-like. Gene Ontology annotation, molecular function: protein binding; cysteine-type endopeptidase activity; cysteine-type deubiquitinase activity. The transcript has 57 exons. Lineage: Eukaryota; Metazoa; Mollusca; Bivalvia; Venerida; Veneridae. Gene Ontology annotation, cellular component: cytosol; nucleus. Gene Ontology annotation, biological process: protein deubiquitination. The coding region runs from base 129 to 7961 and encodes 2610 amino acids. The record is from RefSeq and is a predicted model, not a curated record.